UCGAUAAGACUUGCAGAUUCUUCACCGUUUAUGUGUGUCUUAGACAGGUCUGGUGGCAUGGCCACAUUGAGCAGCACUGCGCACGUUAGCACAAACCCCUUUAGCUCCUUAGCUCCCCCUCCUUCACAGCCCAUAAAGCUCGCCGCAAAUGCAAAGAAGCUGCCGCGAGUGAGGUGCGCAUCGUCACCGUCGAAUUGGCGGGAGAGCAGGCGAUUGGUCUCCAUCUCUCUGUCUCUAGGUCUCUCUAAUUUGAUCCUUGUCCCUAACCAUGCUGUUGCCGGCAGUCCAUUCGAUAAGUAUGUGAAAAGGAAAAAGCUUGACCCUCUUGAGGCUUAUGUGUCGCCAGUCAUAUUGACCCAAUUACAAAUCAAGGACUUGGAGAAAUCUCUGGAAGGUGAUGAGCCCCAGUUUGCUACCUGCCGGUCUCUGCUACGUUCGGGCCCUGCAGCGUCCCUUCGUGUAAAUAUUAGAGCUGUGGCGCAGUAUGCUUCAGACGAUGGCAAUGGGAAAACUGCUUCUACCAGUGUUGAUCAAUGUCUCAGGGCCUUGGAAGAACUGGAUUCCUUGCUUUUGCAGGCAUCAAGGAAAGAACAAGCUUCGGUCAAAUCAAUGAAGGCACAGAUUAAUACUGCCCUUGGUGCAUUGGAUAGCCUCCUGGAAACUGUACCAUCAGAUGUGCUGGACAAAGGGAAGGUCGCGGCUGAUUCUUAUAGGAGCUCAUUAGAGAAUGCAGAUGUUGAUAUCUCAGACCCGGACCUGAAGCAAUUGGAAUCAAUAUUAUGAACUCGUGAGCUUUGAAAUUUUCCUAACGCAUACGUGGAUGUUUUGUAAACUUCGUGUCAAGAUUCUUGGUUUCUUUUUCGUCACCCCACAUUAUAUCUGUUGUCGGAAAGCACCUCUCUUGUUCAACAAAACUUGAAACCAAUUCAUUACCCGUGGAGGAUGAAAGUGUUUACUAGAAGCGGACGGCUUCUCCGUACAAUUUUUACAUUGACAAAUACAUAAUGGACCAAUUUGAAUC
Prunus mume (Japanese apricot) is the source of this 1021-nucleotide messenger RNA. RefSeq lists its product as uncharacterized. Lineage: Eukaryota; Viridiplantae; Streptophyta; Magnoliopsida; Rosales; Rosaceae. The record is from RefSeq and is a predicted model, not a curated record.